AUGUCUGAAAGAAUAAAGUUGGUCCUAAGCGCUCUUUUGGUUCUCGGUUUGGUGAUUCAUGUAACCAUAGGUCAGGAUGCGACGACAGGGGCUGCUGGUACGACAGCUCCACCAACGACACCAGCUCCAGGAACAACACCAGCACCAGCAACGAACUCAACUCCCCCAGGAGGCGGCAAUGGAACUCAGCCAGGAAACGGACAUGGAUCAAACGCAACACACCCUUCUGCAUCCUCGCCAAAAGAUGAUGGACCCGAUGAAUCUGUCGACUACUGCGUACCCUCGAUGUGCCCGCCUGGACACCACCAUGUGGCAUGCAACGUUUCAGUGACGAUGCGACCCUCCUGCGCUUUAGACGCCGAUACUGUGGACAUCACCGAAAAGCUUAGGAAUUUUCUAUUAAAAACCCUCAACGAACUGCGGAACAAGGUGGCCAAAGGUGGCUUCAGCGGGCUAACACCUGCUGCUAGGAUGGCCUCUGUGAGGUGGGAUCCGGAUCUGGCCUACUUGGCGGAGUUCAACGUACGGAAAUGCUAUAUGACCCACGACGAUUGCAGGAGCACUAAAAAGUUCCCGAAUGCUGGCCAGGCCGUGGCGUAUCGAGGCUUUAAAGGUAAGGUCCCAGACCUGGAGGACAUUAUAAAGGAUUGCUUCGGAAUGUGGAUGAAACAAAACCUCCACGCCCAUAUGGCUGACGUACUGAAGUACAAGGGACACAAAAUCGGACCGCCAAUAUACAACUUCUUACAACUGAUGGUGGAUCACAGUGAUCAUUUGGGCUGUGCCAUUCUGCAGCAGACUUACAAUGGAUGGCGCCAAACCUAUCUGACCUGCAACUUUGCCUCGGCACCCAUACAGGGGAAACACGUCUUCGCCACCAGCGGGACGGCGGGUACGGGAUGCCAAACAGGAAAGCAUCCAACUUAUGCUCAUCUGUGCUCCGAAAAGGAAACAUAUGCCAAGGAAGAUCCUAAGGCUGAUUUCACCUAUCUUCGGGCGGAGGAUGAGCCAGAUACUCUGCUACAAUCAUGGAUUUACGACGAUUCGGAUAACCAGGACGACUUGGAAUAUAUCCACCAUGGAAUACACAUUAUAAUGCCCGAUCACGAGGAAUUCGAAUUUUUGCAAGCAGCUGAUGGUACAACUGCUGCGGCUGGUGGGACUACCGCAGCUCCAGCGGCUGGUGGGACUACCGCAGCUCCAGCAGCUGGUGGGACUACCGCAGCUCCAGCAGCUGGUGGGACUACCGCAGCUCCAGCGACUGGUGGAACUACCGCAGCUCCAGCCGGAAACAUAACAGCUGCAGGAGGAAACAAUACAACUGGAGGCGGGGGAGCAACACAGGCCACCGGAGAAGAUGAGAACACGGAGGCAGAAGCUCUAGCCGAACCAACUACUGCGGCUCCCGACCUAUCUGCACUCCAGAGAAAGUUUGCACGCUUCAUAUUCCUAAUGGACCUGGCAGAAACACGGAGCUCCCAUCGGAACUAUGUGAUCACAACGAGUAACCACGCGGUGAAAGAUAAUCACCACAUGAAUUCCACAAAAAAGAGUAAGAAAGCAGCCAGGAGCCGGAUGAAUAUUUAA
Molecule: messenger RNA, 1587 nt
Organism: Drosophila bipectinata
Lineage: Eukaryota; Metazoa; Arthropoda; Insecta; Diptera; Drosophilidae
Source: RefSeq, a predicted model, not a curated record